AUGGGCGCCCCGGUCGGUGCCUUCUGUGCGAGACUUCGUAGGACCGCGACUUUCAGAGGCAGCGAGGCAGCGGGCCCAUCCCAGACCAGCGAGAGCCUGCAUUCUUUCUCUCUCUCCCUUUACUUCGUAACAAUCAUUCCUGUCCUCUCUGGGCUAGCCUCAAGGAGGGCGGGGGUGCCGUUCUGCCUCGGGCCGCCUGGCGCCCUCUGCCAAGUACCUGUUCCGGGGGGCGACGGGGCAGGUUGGGGGACUGGGACGGAGCUGCAGCGCGCCAGGGCCAGAGGGGCUGCCCGGGUCAUCCCACCCGGUAGGGGGAGGCUGUCUUUGCCGAAGGAGUCGCGCUGGGGGAUCGCCGCUCGCCUGAGUGCCCGGAGUCUCUGGUCAGUAUUGGCCCUGGGAGAGUGGGUUCCCAGUCUCGUGGAGCUGACGAAACGGGUCCAACGAGCACCAAACGCAAAGGCGACCAUCCUGCCGCCCAGCCAGGGGCUCCUUCUCCCCUCGGGCCUCUCUCUUUUCUGCAGCAACCUGCGGGUUUCCAGCUCACUCGGCAGCCUCGCCGAGCCCAGAGCGCCGGGAAGCGGAGGAGAGCAGAAGCCGGACGGGUGGCGCCUCCAGGCUGCGGCCACGCUAGGCUGGGGAAAGCCGCGGUGCCCUCGCCCUUCCUCGCCUCCUGCCAAAUGGCAAGUGUGUCUCAGCACCCUCUGGGUUCGAUUCUCUUCCAUUCACAUUAGGCGGCAAGCGUCUCUUUCUCACACCUCCCCCUCAGAAAUACUCAGAAAAAAAAAAAAAAAAUCCCAACUGUGAGAUCCCUGCUGCCCCGCAGGUUGGACUCUCAAGCCUUUGCUUUCUGGACCCUACAUGCUGUUGUCUAGAUAGGGACCAGGUUUAAAACUCCUGAUGUGCAGGACACAUGCACAUACUUGCAAGUAACAGCACUCUCCGAUUUUUACAAAUAUGGUUUCUAGGAAAGUUUGCUGUUCAUUUCAUUACCCAGGCUCUCCAUCGCUCCUUUCCCUGUAACCUCCGCCCUUAAGAGGCCAGAGUUCUGCUUCAAAUGAAAAGCAAGCCAAGGCCACCUCAGUCCCUUCUCCCUGGAGAUUCCCUCUCUAAACAGCUGCCUGUUUUUAAAGGCGAGGGACCGAGUCCUGCAAUUUGUCCUGGAUUGGCGCAGGGAACACGCGGGCUGGAAACUGAGGGCUUUGCUGUGGGGUUUGCGGCAGGGGAAGGAGGAGGGAGCAAAUGUCAUGGCUGGCUCGCUCGAGCAGCCAGGGAACCGGAGCUGAGCGUAUCCUGACGGGCUUUUAAAAUGACAUUGAUUGGGACAAGCUGUUCCCCACCCUGGUAAGAGUUAAUCUGCCUGUUAAUCAAGGCACUAAGGGGCUCAAUGCGAGUUUUAUUAGCGAUUGGAGAACAGAGGCGGCAGCGAGGGAUCAAAAGCGGAGAUCCCAGAUACUGGCCAGCCCCGUCACCAAAAAAAAAAAAAAAAAAGUAUUAUCAAUUAGGAAACAAUUCGACGCUUUUCAUCACUUCCUAACUCAGUUUCACAGAUAGUGACUUACAAACCUGACUAGCGGGGAAAACCAAAGCCGAGGAGCGACCCGGGGCGAGAGGCGGGGGGGAGGAGCUGCGGGUUGGCUCCACCGAGUUCGGCCCUCGAGAGUUUUGAGAAAACUCAGCCCGGGGCCCUGAAGCCUCAGAUUCAUUCCUCCCGAGAGCAGAGAGAAUGAUGAAUAAAACAAUAAAUAUCGCCACUGAUAUCGACACCCAUCUCUCCGUGCAACUCCCCACUGCUCCAGCCGGGCUCCAGCGCACGGUGGCGUCUGGCCCCCAGCGCGCCGCAGCGGGGCGGGCCGGAAAGUUUGCGCAGCGAGAAGGACUCUCCUUCCGUCUCUCCAGCGCUGCCCCCUUCUGCCCCGGAGGGGUGUUUGGUACCCUUCGGCUUUCCUUUAAAAUUCUAAAAUAAAUAAACGUCCAGACCUUGGGGAAAUUUGAAUAGUAACUGAUUCAAUAAUCCAAAUUAUAUGAGUGGAUCUGAGAGAAAAAAUAAACAAGCCAACUGCAUGUGCCCUCUGAUCAAAGACAGGGGACGGAGAAGGCGACAGAGGAGGUCCCCGGCUCGCCCUGGGCGCGGGGCGAGGACUCUGGUCAGAGGUAAUUAUGUCAGUGCGUUUUCUCGCCGUGACAGCCGAAUAAACACAAUCUCCAAUAAACAUCUCUAAUGAGGGAGGAGGCCCGAGGA
This is a messenger RNA of Bubalus bubalis (water buffalo), 2239 nucleotides long. RefSeq lists its product as uncharacterized. The record is from RefSeq and is a predicted model, not a curated record. Lineage: Eukaryota; Metazoa; Chordata; Mammalia; Artiodactyla; Bovidae. The transcript is spliced from 4 exons. Bases 1 to 804 code for a protein of 267 amino acids.